Dichotomopilus funicola is the source of this 3438-nucleotide messenger RNA. Its product is annotated as phosphoribosyltransferase. Bases 1 to 3438 code for a protein of 1145 amino acids. Gene Ontology annotation, biological process: cholesterol biosynthetic process. Lineage: Eukaryota; Fungi; Ascomycota; Sordariomycetes; Sordariales; Chaetomiaceae. The record is from RefSeq and is a predicted model, not a curated record. The transcript has a single exon. Gene Ontology annotation, cellular component: cytoplasm. Gene Ontology annotation, molecular function: phosphomevalonate kinase activity; FAD binding.
AUGUCUUGCACUCUUGAUUUUCUCAAGGAGGCGUUGAAACAAGCAGCAUCAUCAGCGACAGCCUCUUUCCCGAAACAGCCGCUCGUCGACACUGAAUAUGAGGCUGGGUUCAAAAUCUUGUCUCAAGGUCAUGGAUGGAAGAUUUACCAGGAGUUCAUCAUACCGCAACUUUGCGAACUUCUGGGUCACCUUUUUGCUUCUCACCGCGAGAUAUCGGUUCUCGAGAUUGGACCUGGGCCUGCAACAAUUCUUGAGCAAUUGCCAAAGGACUUGCGCCAGAAUAUUGCCCAAUACACGGCUUUCGAACCCAACGGACUGUUUGCCUCAAACCUGGAGAACCGACUUAGGAUCCCGGGCAAUCAGCCGCCGGUAUUUCCAAGCCUCAAUAGGCCGGCCAACAUCAACCGGAUUCCUUAUCGAUCCGUUGACUGCGACGCCUGUGGCGAGGAGCAAUUUGACGUCGUCAUCUUUUGCCACAGCUUGUACGGCAUCGCCGGUAAAGACAAGGCCGUCCAGCAGGCCGUGCAAAUGCUUACCGCCAAACGAGAGUCUAUGGUUCUUGUUUUCCACCGCGAAAGAAUUUUCCUGAAUGGUUUGGUCUGCCGCCAAACUGCGUCAUUCCCCGAGGGAGCUGUUGAUGUGAAGAACGAGGACGCUAUUCUCGACUCUUUCGCGGCAUUCAUGGUGGGAUUCAGCACCACGGAGGAGUGUGUUCGAGCGGAAUGGCGCAGUAUCUGUCGCCAGCUUGGACGUCGUUCCCCGACCGACCAAACAUACCUUUUGUUUCGUGCACCCGAGGUGAUGGUCGUCCUCUCUCCGUCGGCGCUAUCUUUACCAGGACUUGCUAUCGCGGGCGUCCCAACAAUGAGUGGGGAUAGAAUCGUCAAAAACAGCAUCGCACGUCACCACCGUCCAGCCGCUAUUGCGAGACCGACCAGCCUCCAUCAGGUCCAGGAAUGUGUCCGCUGGGCUCUCAAAACCAACACUAGCUUGACGGUUAUAGCGGGCGGACACAGCGGCCAAUGCAUUCUCCCAAACGUCGUCGCGUUGGACAUGGGUGCUUUUAACCGCAUUCACAUUGUUCCUUCGGAACAGGGUGUGAGUGGCCUAAAUCCGGACCCUUUGGUAGUGGCAGACGCAGGCUGCAAUGCUGGGGACAUCAUCCGCGGGACCGUCGCGGUGGGAUUAACGGUGCCCCUGGGUGCCAGGCCUAGUGUCGGCGCCGGACUUUGGCUCCAAGGAGGAAUUGGACACCUCUCUAGGCUUCACGGGCUGGCUUGCGACGCCAUUGUUGGCGCUGUAGUGAUCAGGGCCGACUCUGCCGAAAUUGUCACCGUCGGGAUGGUUCCCGGGAAGCACCGACCCGUGGGAUCGAAACAUAUGGUGGAUACGGAUCUGUUAUGGGCGCUCAAGGGUGCCGGAUCGAAUUUUGGGGUUGUGGCUCGUGUUAUCUUCAAAGCCUACCCAGCCCCAAUGUACACGGUCCGACACUGGAUAUUUCCCCUUGUUGACAUCCAUGAUGCCCGCCACCGGUUUGAUGAAUUCGACAAGGCGAUUGCGAAGGCAUUACCCAGAACAUCAGCCUCAGAUGCUUAUCUGUACUGGCACGACGGAAACCUUCGUCUCGGCAUAACAGUGUAUCAGAUGAGCUUCGACAACGCUGCACAGAUGCCUCUUUCCCUGUCCAUCUCGGCCACCCUGGGACCAGAGCUUAGUGUUUCCGUCGUGGAUGGUGUAGGUGCAUUUGAGAGUGAGAUGUACAUGUCUGCAAUGCAUGGGGGGCACGGAGGAGGGAGGACGUCCUCUUUCAAGCGCUGCUUGUUGCUCAACAACAUCGCAAACCCCACGGUUGUCGGCAUUUUGGCUGCGGGUUUGCAGGCCCGUCCUACACCCCUUUGUUAUUUCCAUCUGCUUCACGGCGGUGGGGCCGUUGGUGACGUGCUUGCUCAUGAGAGCGCGUUUGGUCUUCGCGACUGGGAAUUUGCUUGUGUCAUCACCGGGGUUUGGCGCCGGGAGGAGGAUGGAUCCCACGUCGCCCGAGACGUCGUCGACUGGGUGUACCGCGUCGCCCGGGACUUAUUGCCAGUGAGCUGUGGGGGGUACGCUGCGGACCUCGGACCAGACCCUCGGGAUCAGGCUUUGGCUGCGAACGCGUUUGGGGCCAAUGCAGCGCGUCUCGCCCAUUUGAAGCGCGUGAUGGAUCCACGCGGCAUAUUUGGUUAUGCGUGCCCGCUUCCAAGGGUAUCACCGGUUCCUCAGCUGAUUGUUCUUGUCACCGGCGACAGCGGGGUUGGGAAAGAUUACUGUGCGCUCGUCUGGGAUGGCAUGUUCACUGAACAUGGUAUCCGGGCACGUACAGCAAGCAUCAGUGAGACGUUAAAGCGCGAGUACGCAGUGGCUACUGGCGCUGACCUCCCAAGGCUCCUGCAUGACCGCAAAUACAAAGAGCACCAUCGAUCUGACCUGACCAGAUUUUUCACGAACCAGGUCCGGGUCCGGCGUAGUCUGCCGGAAGAUCAUUUUCUGAGCUUAAUCUUGAGCGCGGAGCACGUCGACGUCCUCUUCAUAACCGGUAUGCGGGACGACGUUCCCGUGGCUAGCCUUUCGCAUUUGGCCUCGGAGAGCCGGAUGAUCGAGGUCUGCGUGACAACUAGUCUCGAGACGCGACAGGAGAGAUUAGGCCGCACAUUUGGGGAACUUCCGCGCUUGGUGGGGGGGACAUCCAAGGGUGACGCCAGCGGCAGCUGGAACCCGGGCGUCUUGGGCCCCUCCGCUGAUUUGACCUUUUCGAACGACGAGAUGGGGGUGGACCAGGCGAAAGAGUUUGGAGUCACUCGUCUCCUGCCGUUCUUCCGCCCAGAGCUCGAGAAAUUAGCGGGAAUGGUGGGCCGCAUUCCUGACUUCCCACGUCCGGGUGUUGACUUUCGCCACGUCUUGGGCAUCGCACAACAGCCUGGCGGGCUCGAUGCCUGCACAUCCCUGCUGAUGGACUUGUUUUUGAGAGAUUCUCAUCACAUUGACACCAUUGUGGGCUGCGAAGCCGGUGGGUUUAUUUUCGCCUCUGCGUUGGCUUCGCGGUUGAGUCUCCCCAUUGCCCUGAUCCGCAAUGCUGGUAAACUCCCCCCACCCACUAUUUCUGUGGCAAAAUCGGCGUCACAUAUCUCUGCUUCCGAAGGGCAAUCGCUGGAGAGCCAAAUCGAGAUGGGACGAGAUGUGAUCCCAUCUGGUGGAUCCGUGGUCGUGGUGGACGAUGUCCUCGCAACAGGACGGACGCUGAGCGCGGUCCUGCGUCUUCUCCGUGAAGGUGGCGUCGAUCUUAGGCGCGUUCGCGUCAUGGUGGUGGCAGAGUUUCCGCUCCAUCGUGGUCGGCGACUGCUAGUCGAGCAGGGAUUUGGACAAGUCAACAUCCAUGCCCUUUUGGUUCUUGGAGGUGUGUGA